Lindgomyces ingoldianus is the source of this 504-nucleotide messenger RNA. RefSeq lists its product as uncharacterized. NCBI's taxonomy places the organism in Eukaryota, Fungi, Ascomycota, Dothideomycetes, Pleosporales, Lindgomycetaceae. The transcript has 5 exons. The record is from RefSeq and is a predicted model, not a curated record. Bases 1 to 504 code for a protein of 167 amino acids.
AUGGUUACACUCAGACAGAUUAGAUACUCGGUAACCAAAGCUGUGAAGUGUUCAAAAGUGGAAACUUUAAAAUUCGAAGAGGGGCAAGCGCCACGGAAUGAAUGGAGGAGAAGGGUAUACCUAUCUGCCGACUGCCCUCUGCACUGCCCACUUAGCUGUCUGCCACAGACCCAUUACAAAGUGCUCCUCGCCCUCUUACCCCAGGAAACUUCGCCACUUUAUCUUAAAUUGAUGUCGCUGAAGUUCAUCGUAAACGACCACGAAACCCAAAAUGCCAACCAGAUCACAGCACCUCUCAACGACAAGACAAAUCCUUUCUUGUUGGUCUUCAGGGCAGUACUAGGGAAUAUGGCUACCUUCAAGACGCCAGGCUUCGUUGACCAUCUUUCAAAAGUUAUCAUCAAGGGUUACCAAACUCAUAUCUCUCAAUACGGUUAUAGAAUUAUCGAAGCUCAAUCACAUAUUCAUCUUCAUGAGAUGUCUCAUAUUGGGAUCGCAAAUUGA